CGCAGCUCGGAGGGCUGUCCCCGGAUGAUUAUUAUUUCUCCACCUCUGCAGGAUUAUUUUGAUCAUCAUCACUAACUGAAGAAGAAUAAGAAGAAGAUGGAUUCUUACGUUUUGAUUUCCGUGUUAUCAGUGAUGUGCUCGUGGAGUCUUUGCACAGUUGUCUCGUCUCCUGUGGGACAGAAGCCCGGGGACUCCCGCAGCGUGUCCCGGGGGAGACAUGUCCGCACCAAGCGCUGCUCCUGCGACACCUUCCUGGACAAGGAAUGCGUGUACUUCUGCCACCUGGACAUCAUCUGGGUCAACACACCUGAGCGUGUGGUCUCUUACGGACUGGGCAACGCUCCCAGGACCAGACGCGCGCUCCCGGACUCCAAGGCAGGCGGGAGCGCGCCUCGCUGCCGGUGCGUGCGUGAGAACGACAGCACUUGCAGCAGCUUCUGUCGCCAGGACAACCAGCAUCUCAGGUCUCAGACGUCGCAGGACACGUUGAUCCCAAAGGAGCACAAGCUGGUAGCUGACAGGAGCAGAAUAAAGAGGUGGAACAAGAGCAACGAGAAACAGGUGUCGGCCGGCGCGCUCAGGGUCGCCUUGAGGACACGCCUCCUGCUGGAGGAGUGGAGGGUGAGGCGGCGCCACAGGGCGAGGGCGAGGGCGUGGGAGGGCGAGAGCACGGCCCCCUAAAGACGACACAUCACCUCCACACCUUGUUACUCAGAGGGGGGGAAAGGCCUUCGUUAACCACGGGCCCUUCUCCUCAGCCGUCGCUAAGCAGCGGCCCCUCGGCACGGCGCCGGGAGCCAGACCUCAGGGCCCCGGGGUCAGAGGUCGUCUGCGGCAGAGCAGAGGGCGCUCGACACACUCUUCCUCCUCCCACAGAUGGGCGAGGUGGGAGACAACCCGGGGAGAGGACGGACGCCAGCUGGACUCAGUCUGUGGCGUCCAGGA
Molecule: messenger RNA, 945 nt
Organism: Limanda limanda (common dab)
Lineage: Eukaryota; Metazoa; Chordata; Actinopteri; Pleuronectiformes; Pleuronectidae
Gene: edn1
Product: endothelin 1
Exons: 5
Coding region: 97-681 (194 amino acids)
Biological process (GO): vein smooth muscle contraction; regulation of vasoconstriction; regulation of systemic arterial blood pressure by endothelin
Cellular component (GO): extracellular region
Molecular function (GO): hormone activity; endothelin A receptor binding; endothelin B receptor binding
Source: RefSeq, a predicted model, not a curated record